CGUUUAAAUUUUUAUGAAAACCAAAGUACGACUAACCUAUUUGUAAUUUUUAUCACCAAUAAUUAGUAAAUAUUUAAAUCAAUGUUUGAAAAAAUGAUUCCGUUGUUUUAUCAAUUAAUACCAUCAAUUGGUAUUAGAACAGCGAGACAAUUCAGUACAACUUUAACUGGAUUAAGAGGAGUAAGACAAGUGCCUUUUAAAAUAGAUCACACAAAAUGGCCAUUGACGCCCAUCAGAAGGAAAAUGAGAGACAACUUUCCUCAUCCCAAUGAAGUCAAAAGAGUCAGAACUCACGGAUGGGAGACGAGAAUGUCGACUCUUCAUGGACGAAAAACUUUAAUGCGACGAAUUUUAGCCGGUCGUUUCAUUCUUUCUCAUUAGAUUAUUAAAUUUAUUACCAUCAUUAACUCUAAUAAUUAACAGUUUAUUGAUUAUUAUUAUUAUUGUUAUUUACAUGUGUAUAAAAUAAAUUGAUGAUGAUUUGCAUCAACAAAUUAAU
Messenger RNA from Microplitis demolitor, 499 nucleotides. RefSeq lists its product as uncharacterized. Bases 82 to 381 code for a protein of 99 amino acids. Gene Ontology annotation, cellular component: ribosome; mitochondrial large ribosomal subunit. The transcript has 2 exons. The record is from RefSeq and is a predicted model, not a curated record. Gene Ontology annotation, molecular function: structural constituent of ribosome. Lineage: Eukaryota; Metazoa; Arthropoda; Insecta; Hymenoptera; Braconidae. Gene Ontology annotation, biological process: translation.